Messenger RNA from Alternaria rosae, 1121 nucleotides. RefSeq lists its product as uncharacterized. The record is from RefSeq and is a predicted model, not a curated record. Bases 148 to 912 code for a protein of 254 amino acids. The transcript has 2 exons. Lineage: Eukaryota; Fungi; Ascomycota; Dothideomycetes; Pleosporales; Pleosporaceae.
CUUCACUUUCAUCGAUGAACCCGCGUCUCGCGCUAGUGGGCUCCUUCUACUUCUAGAAGCAACUUGCAACUCUGCAAUCUCUCGACCGCGCGCCACACCUGCACAUAGCAGUGCGACAUUAGUCACGAACUUCGCAAGAGCGCAACGAUGCCUGCACUGACGAGUGCCAUCGCAAUGCCAGACGAGGAGCACGACAGUGACAAAGUACCAGAUGACCUGGAAGGCGAAGAGGAGAGCUACAACAUGUUCACAACCCCAACAGCAGAAACCUAUGCACACCUCCCAAAGCCCAUCCGCGACAACAUCAACUUCUGCAUCCAAGCCAUUCAGACCAGCUACUCCGAGUAUCAAGACGCCAUCGGGACCAUCAACACCGCAUUCGACGCCCAGAAACUCUCCCUAGAUGAACAGCACGCCAGAGCCAAAGCCCAAGAAGCCGCCUUCGAAAAGAGAAAAGCGCUCUGCAUCGGCUUGCCUACGAACCAGGUCGUCAACCCAGUUCAUAAUGCGCUGCUUGCGGAACAUGCGCAUGAGCGAGUGCUCAACGCGGAUACGUUCAGGGCGGUCAAGAUGGGGAAGGUGGAUAUGAGAGCUGCGCAGGUUGAGGGACUGGCCAAAGCUAAAGAGGUGUAUCUGAGGCAGCGGAGGGCAUUCAUGAAGUUGAUUGAAGGCUGGAUUGAUAUGGCGGAGAAGACGGCGCUUGAGCGAAGAGUCGCUGAGCAGGAAAGUCGAGCUACUGGUCUGUCGGCAGCUGUCAGGUCGCCUGCUCCGGCAUCUUACUCUCAGACCGCAGCGCGUGCACCUCCAAUUACCACGUCGUUUCACACUCAGAUCGACAACAGUGCAGCAUUGGCGGGUCUGAACAACCGCAGUGGUUUGAUGGGUGAGCUGAGAAACUCACCUGUUUGUUGAUCUCUCUUCAGACUUGAAACAGUGACUGACUUCUGGGUUUAGGGCGCUUCGGCCGCUACCUCUACAGCUAUGAAUAUCUCCGUGGACCAGCGUCGUCAAAUCAAAGUCAUCAUCAAGGCAGCUAUCCGCCGCUGUAAAGCCGAGAGGUCGCUUAAUCUAGCCCGACUCAAGCAAGAGACUACCGAUGCGAUUGAUCGUCGGCAUGCUGA